GGUAUCUGAGUGUCAGUACGUUAUCGCUUGUGUCGUCUGCUGGUCAACAUGGCGGUUAUGAAAGUGGAGUACACAGCGGAUGGAUUCGCCAUCAUUACUAUGCAAAAUGGGGAAAACAGACUCAACCAAACCUUCAUCAAUGAAAUGACAAAAAUUCUAGAUGAUAUUGAAAGAAAUAAAGACGUGAAGGCAGUUAUCACAACCGGAGAAGGGAAGUUCUAUAGCAACGGCCUUGACCUGAAGUGGAUGACAUCAGAGACAGAGGAUGUGGUCAACAACUUUCGGAAAAACCUCGGGAAUUUACAAUGGCGUCUCACGCAUUUUCCUCUCCCGACGGUAGCACUGCUUAAUGGGCAUACAUUUGCUGGAGGAGCAUUUAUUGCAGCCGCGCAUGAUUAUCGUGUAAUGAACUCAAAACGAGGCUGGAUAUGUUGGAAUGAGGUACACCUUAAUCUCCGGUUAGCACAGGAUGCUUUAGAUCUACUUCGUUAUAAAUUCGGUCACAUGGCUGCCAUAAGGGAAGCUGUCUUGUUUGCCAAACGGGUUCCAGCCAAAACAGCCGUGGAGCUAGGAAUAGUGGAUUUGGCAGUCGAGCCAGAUAAUCUUCUCAAAGAAGCCAAACAGAUGGCUAUUAAAGCUUUAGGGCCGAAUGGAAUAGACCGCGGGAUGCUUCAGACCAUGAAGAAAGAUUUGUACCCACGACUUAAUGCUAAACUGAUAUCGAUAUCAAAUGUUCAGAAACAUUUCGUUUCUGUAGGACAUGCGUUUGCUGGAGGAGCGUUUAUUGCAGCUGCGCAUGACUAUCGUGUAAUGAACUCAAAACGAGGCUGGAUAUGUUGGAAUGAGUUACAUCUUAAACUCGGGUUAGCACAGGAUUCGUUAGAUCUACUUCGUUAUAAAUUCAAUCACAUGACUGCCAUGAGGGAAGCUGUCUUGUUUGCCAAACGGGUUCCAGCCCAAACAGCUGUGGAGCUAGGAAUAGUGGAUUUAGCAGUCGAGCCAGAUAAUCUUCUCAAAGAAGCCAAACAGAUGGCUAUUAAAGCUUUAGGGCCGAAUGGAAUAGACCGUGGGAUGCUUCAGACCAUGAAGAAAGAUUUGUACCCACGACUUAAUGCUAAACUGUAACUGUUGGUAUAUUGUUUAACUGGUGGCAUUUUGUGUUGGGGUAUAAUAUCUAACUAUUAAGUUACACAGAUAU
Messenger RNA from Pecten maximus, 1198 nucleotides. RefSeq names its product enoyl-CoA delta isomerase 3-like. Gene Ontology annotation, biological process: fatty acid beta-oxidation. The record is from RefSeq and is a predicted model, not a curated record. The transcript has 7 exons. NCBI's taxonomy places the organism in Eukaryota, Metazoa, Mollusca, Bivalvia, Pectinida, Pectinidae. Gene Ontology annotation, molecular function: enoyl-CoA hydratase activity; delta(3)-delta(2)-enoyl-CoA isomerase activity. Gene Ontology annotation, cellular component: peroxisome. Bases 49 to 1125 code for a protein of 358 amino acids.